AUGGUCGUUCUCGCCGCAUCCAUCUGUACGAGGAGUGGUAAACCCCUCCUCUCGAGGCAAUUCCGACCUAUGCCCAGAUCAAGGGUCGAUGGUCUCCUCGCUGCUUUCCCUAAACUCAUCCCUGUCAACUCUCAACACACCACCGUGGAAACUAACGAUGUUAGAUUCGUGUAUCAACCUUUUGAAGAGUUGUAUGUUCUGUUAAUCACCAAUAAGGGUAGUAAUAUUCUUCAGGAUAUCAAAACUCUCUCACUCCUCGUUCGAUUGAUCUCCUCCCUCACUCCAGCGAUGUCCGAACCAGCAAUCCUCCAUCACGCAUUCGACUUGUUAUGCGGAUUCGACGAGAUAGUUUCUUUGGGAUACAAGGAGAACGUAUCCCUAUCUCAAGUGAGGAACGUCCUAGAGGGAGAAUCGCACGAAGAGAAGAUUCAGGAGAUAAUCGCAAGGAACAAAGAAGCAGAAGCGAAAGAGGAAUUGAAGAGACGUGCCAAACAAUUAGAACUGCAAAGAAGAGAACAACAACGUCUGAACCAAGCUAGUUCAAGAUCUUCUUUACCUGGUGGAUAUGGCGGUGGUGGUGGUGGACAAGGAGGUUAUUCGAGUGUACCCAGAUAUGAUCAACCCCCUCAACAGGAGUAUCGAACUUCCUCACCUGCCGUUUCUUCCCAACAACAACAGCAAAGUCAGAAACCCAAGUUCAGUGGAUCAGGUAUGAAAUUGGGUAAGAAAGGGAAACAAUCCGAUUUGAUCAAUGCUGCUCUUGGAGGUGAACAGGAUGUGGAAAUGGAUGAACCUGUCUAUCAACAACAGAAUGAACCUGAACCUGAAGUUGCGGCGGAAACUGAAGUUUCGGCUGAUGUGUUGGAGAAGGUUGAGCAAGACAGCAUCCAUGUAACAAUCAAAGAACAACUAUCCCUAACCCUCCUCCGAGAUGGUGGUCUGGAAUCAUUCGAACUCAAAGGUGAUUUAGAUCUACGAAUCACCGACGCGGCUCAAUCCAAGAUCAAAUUGACAUUAUCGCCCAAGGAUUACUCUGAAUUGCAAUUCAAGCAACAUCCCAAUGUGGCUAAAUUCACUGGAAGUGACAAGGUCAUAGGAUUGAAAGAUCCCUCGAGAUCGUUCCCUGUCGGUCAAGGAUUGGGGGUACUUAGGUGGAGGAUGACUUCGAAAGAUGAGAGUAAUGUGCCUUUGAAUGUGACUGUUUGGCCACAACCUCGAGGAGAUGGUACUUCAGAUGUAGCAGUAGAGUACGAGCUCGAAGCUCAACAUCUGACAUUGAAGAAUGUCGUUAUAUCCAUACCCGUUCCCUCCGGCUCCCUCCCAUCAGUGACGGGCGAAGCAGACUGGCGACUCUCAGGUAACUCCUUCGUGUGGACCAUCGACACAAUCGAUUCUGAAAAUUCGAAUGGAUCAUUAGAAUUCAGGUGUCAAGGAGAAGCCGAUGACUUCUUCCCUGUUUCCGUUGGAUUCGCAGCUUCAGGGUCUUUAGCUGACGUCGAGGUCGCUAAAGCAGUGUUGAUCGAGAAUGGUGAAGAACAGACUUUCUCACAGGAGAGAAUCUUGACUGUUGAUAAGUACGAGAUUGUAUAG
Molecule: messenger RNA, 1590 nt
Organism: Kwoniella botswanensis
Lineage: Eukaryota; Fungi; Basidiomycota; Tremellomycetes; Tremellales; Cryptococcaceae
Exons: 8
Coding region: 1-1590 (529 amino acids)
Biological process (GO): endoplasmic reticulum to Golgi vesicle-mediated transport; retrograde vesicle-mediated transport, Golgi to endoplasmic reticulum; Golgi localization
Cellular component (GO): COPI vesicle coat
Source: RefSeq, a predicted model, not a curated record